AUGUGUACCCCAUGUUCGCCUGUUGACCGCAUUCUGGCUUCCAUAUUUGCUAUUUUUAUCUCACCUUUUUUAGUUGGUUACUUUGACAUUCCGACGCCACCGGAUUACUAUCGCGCUUAUAUUCUCCAACUGGGUUUUUAUCUACAUUCUCUGUGGAGCGUGCUGUUCAUCGACGUUUGGCGCAAGGACUCUGCUGUGCUCCUCGUCCAUCACUUCAUGACUCUGUUCCUUCUCCAAUUUUCUUUGGUGCUUCGCCUUCAUCGCAUCGGGGCACUCGUCCUUUUUCUGCAUGACCUCAACGACGUGUUUCUGGAAGUCGCUAAAGUCAAUGUCUACGUGCGCGCUCGCCACGGCAAACCUCACGCAUACAACAUCUGGAUCUCCAACCUUUUCUUCGCACUUUUCACGGUGUCCUGGAUAGUAAUGCGGCUCUAUUGGUUUCCUCUUAAAGUACUCUAUGCCGCUUCCUGGGGCGUCUACAUCACAAACGUAGGCCGAGAGUGCCGAAGCUUCCUUUUCUUCAAUGUGCUACUUUGGGCAUUAUUUUUCAUGCACAUUUACUGGUUCCGGUUCAUCGCAAUUAUGGCCGGUCGUCUCAUCUUAUGUCCUUCAUCGGGGGAUAUGCGCGAGGAAGACUCUGAUGAUGAUGUAUUGGACAAGUGCAACGAUCGCUCCGGAGAUUUUCCGGUUGAACUGACGAUGACUCCGCUUGGUGGCAAACUGGGUGAAGGAAUUGAGCCCAAUGGGAGCUAUGAGAAUCGUUUCGCGGUCAGCUCCGAUGAAAAAGCUCUCCUAAACGGAAUGUUACGAAAUAGUAGGGGUACUUAAACUAUUUUUGCUGUUUGAUUUUAUGACGUUUCACAACUAUGUGCCUCUGAUUGGAUUGUCACCUUGGACCGAAUCGGCACUGUGAGCCACCGCAGUUCUCCUAAUUCCUACUACCUUCAGCAACUCCUUAUCUGCUGAUGAUUCAGUUGAACUCCACGCUCAGUGCUUGUUUGUCCGCCUUUAACUGUACUCAACCUGCAGAUGCUCUAUCAUCAGUCUUUCGUCAACC
Messenger RNA from Dicrocoelium dendriticum, 1057 nucleotides. Lineage: Eukaryota; Metazoa; Platyhelminthes; Trematoda; Plagiorchiida; Dicrocoeliidae. The record is from the annotation of a GenBank genome assembly.